Messenger RNA from Xylona heveae TC161, 1062 nucleotides. Its product is annotated as ICMT-domain-containing protein. The transcript is spliced from 2 exons. Gene Ontology annotation, biological process: C-terminal protein methylation. The coding region runs from base 1 to 1062 and encodes 353 amino acids. Gene Ontology annotation, molecular function: protein C-terminal S-isoprenylcysteine carboxyl O-methyltransferase activity. The record is from RefSeq and is a predicted model, not a curated record. Gene Ontology annotation, cellular component: endoplasmic reticulum; membrane. Lineage: Eukaryota; Fungi; Ascomycota; Xylonomycetes; Xylonales; Xylonaceae.
AUGGAAUCAUCAGCCGAUGAUCGGGAGGAUUUACAAGCAUCGCAAACAUCCAAUGCAUCCUUCUCCUCCACAUCUUCAAUCUCCUGGCCUCUUGGGCGUCCUCCUUCAAACGGAAGCGUAAACACAAGGUCAGCCCAAGGCACGGAGUCGGCUACACCUGCGGACUCACGCGACUUUAUUUCACCAUUCACCCAUGCAUCUAAUGGCGGCGCACCCGUCUCCGGUCUUGCCAACCGAGGCCACAGCAGUGCUUCAAACUCUUUACCUGGCUCCGGAGCAGCAACCCCAUCGUCUUAUCCUGUCCGCUUCGGCCCUUACUUGCACCGGGACAAUCUGCCCGGCGAGCCCAAGUCUCUCUCCGGCAUCGCCACGCGAGCCUUCUGUCUAGGCAUCUCACUAGGAUUUUCAACGCUUCUAACGCUGAUUCUCGCACGGCAAGGCAGCCCGCUCUGGCGUGCUCCAUUUUUCCUCUUGACGCUUUCACUCUUUCAUUUUCUCGAGUUCUGGACAACCGCGCGGUAUAAUACACCGCAAGCGAAUGUUUCUGCGUUUUUGCUCAGUUCCAAUGGAACAGCAUAUAAUGUUGCGCACACCGCGGCUCUGGUGGAGUGUUUGGUGCAUUAUUUAAUCUUUUCUUCGGAAUCAGGAUCUAGAUCGGGCUCUUUCUCAGCAAGCAGCUUUAUUUCCUUAAGCACGAUCUUGCUAGUCAUGGGCUUUUCCAUGAUCAUCGUCGGACAGGUAGCCCGCUCAGUCGCAAUGGUCCAUGCCGGGACCAACUUUAACCACACCGUCCAGACACGCCGCAAUGCUGGCCACGAACUUGUGACGUCAGGAAUCUAUGCCCAUCUGCGACACCCGUCGUAUUUUGGGUUCUUCUGGUGGGGUCUAGGGACGCAGUUAGUUCUGGGAAACGUUAUCUGUUUGGUAGGGUAUGCGGUAGUCUUGUGGAGGUUUUUUAGUCGAAGAAUUGACCGCGAAGAAGAACUUCUUGUGUCCUUUUUCGGCAGGGAGUAUCUUGAUUACCAUGAGCGAACAAGAGUUGGCAUUCCAUUUGUCCGAUGA